Molecule: messenger RNA, 2083 nt
Organism: Chelmon rostratus (copperband butterflyfish)
Lineage: Eukaryota; Metazoa; Chordata; Actinopteri; Chaetodontiformes; Chaetodontidae
Gene: tmed8
Product: transmembrane p24 trafficking protein 8
Exons: 6
Coding region: 156-965 (269 amino acids)
Cellular component (GO): Golgi membrane
Source: RefSeq, a predicted model, not a curated record
UUCAGGUCUGUUUUUUUCCUGUCCAGCAGCCGCAGCAGCACCGUGGGGAAACCCGUUACACGACUGCAGUGAUAUGGAGGUGUAUUUCCCGAUGGCCUGAUUUGGACCAAAGUGAAGUCGCGUCAAGUUUUGAAGACCCAGCGUUACACCGUGUCAUGGAGAGAUCAGAGGCUACAUCGGAGCUCCAGUCGCGGUUGUCAUCCCUGUCCUUCUCGUCGUUCCCCGGACUGACAUCCAAACAGUGCGACAACCGACCGCUGGACAGGCUCCAGAAUACAGACCUUUCACAGAGCUGCGCCCAAUCCAAAACCCAAGCUGACAUGGCUGAAACCAAGGAGGACUCAGGGCAACAUACAGAGGGUAAUCAGGAGGCCCCUGCUGAGCCGACCCCUGGGGAAGGAGGUGAGGAGAACAACAGUGCUGGGAGCUGUCAGCUCUCCGCUGAGAUAAAAGCCCAGAUGCCGCCCCUGAAACCCCCAACGACAUGGACAUCUGCUGCACUGAAGGAGCUGAAGGCAAAGCUUCGAACGGAGGAGGACAGUGUGGUGACAGUGUACCGAGGCGACAUCAUGACAGUUCACGUGCCCACUGUCCCCGAGGCCAAAAAGGUGUGCUGGGAGUUUGCCACAGACGGCUAUGACAUCGGCUUUGGCAUCUACUUUGACUGGACUCCUGUCACGAGCCGGUCCAUCACGGUGCACAUCAGCGAGUCAAGUGAUGACGAAGAUGAAGAGGAGGAGCUGGAAGGGCCCGUCAGUAACGGAGAUGUUGAGAAGGGCUCCAAAACUCAAACCAACUCAAACUUGGCUGAAAUCUUACCUGUAUACCGCCAGGACAGUCACUUGUCCGUGAACGGGGGGAGCCACGAUUUUCCAGGUGAAGGCACUUACCUCCUGAAGUUCGAUAACUCCUACUCACUAUGGCGAAACAAAACUCUUUACUACAGAGUUUAUUACAGUGCCUGAGAUGCCAACUAAUUGCUUAUGAAUGUACACUUUACUGAAGAAUACUGCUCUUAAGAACGAACUAUUUUUGAUUCCAUACUUGGAAAAAAGAUGAAGUUAUAAUAUAAAAGGUUAAAUAUAGGCAUUCUAUCUAUUUUUUAUCACUAUUGGCUUGUGUUCCCACAUGUUGAAUUUACGUAUAUGCUCAGAUGGUUUUGAACGCAGCAUUUACUCCAGUGUCUUGCUGAUAGAUAUUUGAGGAGGCCUUGCAUAUGUGCCAUGUUCCCAUGUAUGCACUGUGCUGUUUGGUCUAGUGCCCGCCAUAAAACGUAUAUUGUCUUCAGCUGUAACAUUUCUAUGGUAGCAGUGAUCAGGGAACACCUGCACAGAAUACAUGUUUCGCCAACAGUGCUCUAAAGAAACUGAGGGGUGUUUUUUUGUUGUGUGUAUGUGUAUGUGUGUGUGUGUGUGCGCGCGCGCGCACAUGCGUGCACCUUCUAUGAUCAUGUUCCUUUGUUGUUGUUCCUUAUAUUUAUCCUCCUGCUUGUAGCGUAACUUAUUUUUAAAUCUGUGUUAAAUUGAAUCACGUGAUAUGUAAUACACAUUUCUGUGCACAGAGCUGUCUACUGUCAUAGUGGCGUGAUGGUAAAAGAUAGAAGUUGAAUGUACUGAAGCAAGUGGUAACAGUUUUCCAAAGUGUGCUUUUUAUGACACAAAUAAAAGUCAUCCCUUAUCACAUAAAGCUCUUAUUAUGUAAUAUAGAUUCAAUAUUUACAUUUGCCUCUCCUCCCCCUUUAAUUUGCUGUUUCGUAGGUAGGGAGCAGUUGUAAUGUUUCAUCGAAAUGUAUUUUGUGCGCAGGUUUAUGUAAGUAAAGGUCGGUGUGUUUGUUUUUGAAUAUCCAUUCCUCAGCUUGUAUUGUUGAAUAGCCUCGCUCCAUCCUGUUUCUCAAAUCAGUGCUUCUGCCACACCUCACUUGUGCGCAUGUUCCCAAAGAUGUCACAGAUUUGGCUGCUAAUGCCGUAUACAAUGUAAAGUAACUGCUUCCCAUGUUCGCUGUAAUGUACCUUUACUAUAUGUUAUGAUGACAUUUGUUCCUGAAAUUUAUAUUCAACAAUAAAGAGAAGAUUGUCUAACUUUC